AUGAUGAUCUCAUUGCCGGUCGAGAUCCUUCAUCGCAUUUUCGAACACUGUGAGACCCCGAUCCCAUUCCAGGACUGGGAGCAGGGCUACAGCAAAUGGGAGCCUCAGCACCCCCGACCUCGCGACCUCAUUGCACUCUCAAAAGUAUGCCAUCGCUUUCGCAGUGUCGCGCACCCGCUGAUUUACCGCACUCUGGCGUUCCGGUCCGAAUGGCGCGCGAAAGAUGAGUUUCUGGACACAUUCACGCAUGCCCUAUGCGCUGAUCCGUUGGUCGGUAACAAUAUUCGGGGGCUCCGUGUUGAUAGUUGGGUCUCAAACUUUGACGUGGACUACUUUGCCAAGAAGCUUGGGGCCUCGCCAAAGCAUCUUGAUGAGAGGCAAAAGAGAUGGCUGAAAAGAUGGGUGGAGGCAGAGAGUGGGAAUGUGGCCCUUGUCCUGCUCCUUCUCGCGCCUCGGCUGCGGAUUCUGGACUACACGGACAUCCUGUCGUCAAUCAGGGGCAUCGCAGCGUAUCUCAGUGGCAGGCAAGACGUGGAAGACGAUCAUUUAGCGAUGGCUCUCAACGGCAAAGGCGACAUAGAUGAUGACAAUGUUGCUGAUGAUACUGGACCCGAGACCGCUUCUGAAGAUGGAGACGGGAACAACGAGUCCGGCGACGUCCCAGUCGGCCAACUGCUUGGUCCCGUGUCUGGCAACCCUAUGACACUCCUAAGGGAGGUGCGCCUCCGGCAUGGCCGUUACCUCCUCAAAAGAGUUCGCUUCAUCGAGGGUGUUCUUCUUAACCCCGGGCUCGAGAUUCUUCGGCUGUUCGCCUUUCGCUGGACCAAAGAGGAAGUCAGGGCUAUGAAGUGGAAUAAUGCUGUGAGCAAUAUUACAACUCUGCAACUCAAGAACUGCCUCAUUGACGCGAGGGGCCUGGCCAAUGCUUUGCGCCGCUGCCGCCUGCGCCAUCUUCAUAUAGUCCUUGCCCCUGUUAUCAGAAUGCUUGCAGAUGCAGAUGGUGACGGAGUUAAUUUUGAUGAGAUGGGCGUUGUAUUCAGAAGGUAUGGGCAGAGCUUGGAGUCACUGGACUUCGAAACCAUAGCAUUUCGAGAAUAUUACGUCGUGGAUGGGCACAUAGGACCUCUGAGCGCACUGAGCCGCCUGAGAAGCCUCAAGAUCAGUGUUGAAGAGCUCGGGGAGUUCAAUGAAGAGGAUGAGGAUGAGCUGAAAAUGGGAUUGAGGACUUCCUUGCCACCAACACUUGAAUCUAUUCACAUACGUCCUUCCCAUAGCAAAGCAACAAGAGUUGCUCUUACGCUGCUUAUGGAUGAGGCCCAUAGUGCAUUACGGACGGUGGAGGUUGAAGUUGACGAUGAGAAUCGCAACGAGGAUGACCCCCAGGACCUGGUAGUUCCAGGAUGGUCCAAGUCUUUUAGGACUGACAUGAUUAGCAGGGAUGACACUGAGUUAGUAGACUUCUACUCUUGUCGCAUCGUGGUCUUUUCACGAGAUGCCGAAGCACACUGA
Molecule: messenger RNA, 1509 nt
Organism: Clonostachys solani
Lineage: Eukaryota; Fungi; Ascomycota; Sordariomycetes; Hypocreales; Bionectriaceae
Source: the annotation of a GenBank genome assembly